CCGCCUCAGAGCCUUAGCCAAUGGCGGUGACCCAAUUCCAGACCGACAAGCUUGAGAAGAUCCGGCGAGCAUAUAUGACGCCGGCGGCCACCGGAGCGGUUUAUUGUGUACCUAUUUCGAGGGCCUAUACCGCACCUCAGCGAUCGGUAUGAGGCACCUUACUUCGCAGAUUGAUGGUCUCUACGUUCUACCCGCUCCUGGGUUCGAGUGUCCUUCAGAAAACCACAGACUACCAUGCCUUCCAGCACUUUGCUCCGCGGACCAGACGCUGUGCGCACCUGCGCCUCUGCUUCGGAUGUAUUCCGAACGUCAUUCAGCGUUGCGUUUGCUCUACUAAAGACGUCUUGGAAGACAUCUCAGGUAGUCACCCGAGACUUUUACGCAGAACUACCAGACAGGGCGCUGGGCUGUCAAACUUCUUCCGCACAUCCCGGGCAGCAACAGCCUAUGGUUUGCUUGUCCUCUCUGGCGAAUCCCGUUCCGCUCAAGCGUAGCUUGCGGAAUACUGUGUGUAAGAGAAUUUUGACACAAAAACCCAGCGCCUCGGCCAAAUCCAGCAGCAGAGAUGCACCCCACACACUCCAUGCGGGCUAAGCAGGGGGUACCCAGUCGUUCUUUGCACUCUCGAAACGGAGUCGUUGAAAGGUUAAUGUCAUCAACGAGCAAGCUUUGAGCUUGCACCAAUCAGCGAAUUGCUAUUCAAAGACGCCCUUGGCCGAAGUCGCCUCGGAUCUUGGGGCCCCUGACAAACGGCAGGAUGCCCCCAAGGAAUUGGACCGGGACCCUUCUUGGACAAGGGCCAAUCCAGCAUCGAUGCAGGUGAUUGGGGGAG
Messenger RNA from Colletotrichum godetiae, 832 nucleotides. RefSeq lists its product as uncharacterized. Bases 235 to 594 code for a protein of 119 amino acids. The record is from RefSeq and is a predicted model, not a curated record. Lineage: Eukaryota; Fungi; Ascomycota; Sordariomycetes; Glomerellales; Glomerellaceae. The transcript has a single exon.